AUGGAUAGAUUCUUGCAACGACUUCAAACAGUCGUUGAUCUUAAUGAAGAUGAUGAGAGUUCACAAGAUAGUCUAGACAAGAAUGAGUACGAGUUACCAACAGACACAAAGGAGUUGAAGCGGAGUUUACGAAAUGCCAUGAAACGAUUAAAUGAGUCAUCUGAAAAGUGGGAGGAACUGCAUAGUGAGAGCUGCAAGAUAGAGGCAGAAUUAUCUGCGUUACGUCUAAAGUUUAAGACAUCACGUGAAAAUUGGUUAUUAGUACAUCAAUUUGACCAACGAACAAUUGAAGCACUUCUUGAGGAGCGUUUCAGUACAGGAAAUGGUGGUAUAUCUACAGCUGCAGAUCGUGAAGUGGGAAACAGUCUCUCUACUGUAAACAGUAAUCACAGUAACAAUAGUUGUGAUAUAACGUAUGUGAAUUCUUUGCGUGAACAAAACCAAACAUUAAAAGAUCUUCUUCGCAAGUAUAGUGAAGAACGUGACAAAUACAAAUUAGAAUUUGAACGUCUCCGUGAAAAAAAAGAUGCUAAUACGGGAAAGAAUGGAGAAAAUCCUGGUAAUGAUGUAUCUGUGAUGAGUACAGAAGAUUCCUUAUCAAAAGAACGACGUUCUCUAGAGGAAAAUAUUUUAAGACUUGAGGCUGAACUCGCGCGGCAGUCGGAGUCCAUGUCAGAGAUGGCCCUACAACACCGUGCACACAAGGAUGCCUGGGAAGAGUCAAAGAACGGCAGUGAGUCAAAACUCCAACACAUUCAACAACUUGAACGGGAAUUAGCGGCCUGGCGAAGCGGUAAAGCGGGAUCAGCGGGAGGUGAGGAAUCCUCUCAAGAUCAUGCAGGAAAUAAAAUAACAGGCGAAACACCGUGUGAGUCUUCUUCACCUCUUACAGGACGUAAUGGUGACAUGAAUGAUAGGGAUGAAGUCGGUUUUGAUACGGCACCAGGUAUGGUGGAGGAUCUUGCCAGACGUUUAGAAGAAACGGAAGCUGAGAAUAAUGCACGCGAAGAAGCAUUAAAUGCAUUAUAUCAAGAUGUUCACUCCCUUCGUGAGAGAAAUAUUCAGUUGGAGCAGCAAUUGGUUGAGGCAGAAGAACAGCUUUGUCAAAUGCGUCAGGAAGUAGUGGUGGUACAGGAUCAGUACCGAUCAGAAUGUGAACGUAAUAAGGAACUUGUUGAGAUGCUUGAACGAGCGCAGCAACAACAACAAAAGUUAGGAAGAGAACUUGCAGGGGCUAAUGAGGAACGAAGGAAACUACGUCUUCAGACAACUGGGAUUUCAUUUACUGUUGAUAAAGUUCCUUCUCCUGCUGUGGUAGAUGUAUCAUCUAGUGCAAGUUCUCCAUUUUCUACAAACAGGAAUAAUAAUGGAGGAGUGCAGUUUGGAAAAGGUUUUAUUUCUAAUGCAGGUAAAACCUUACAUGAUAUUGGAAAAGCUGCUUGGAGUGGAACUAAGUCAACCAGUUCAUUUGAACGAAAUACGACCACUUUCUUUGGUUUGGUACGUGCUAUGGGAAAAAGAAGAUUUAUUAUAGCAGUUAUUGUGGGUUUUAUUGUUAUUAUGACAUUGCUAAUGCAAACAAACCUUGGAGGCACUGAUACUGAAGUUGUCGUGACCAAAAUGCAGGCAGAUCUUGUUGCUUGUCAAGCAAUGUUAAAGGCUGCAAAAAGUGGUCAUAAGGCGAUCUAA
This is a messenger RNA of Trypanosoma theileri, 1689 nucleotides long. RefSeq lists its product as uncharacterized. The transcript has a single exon. NCBI's taxonomy places the organism in Eukaryota, Euglenozoa, Kinetoplastea, Trypanosomatida, Trypanosomatidae. The coding region runs from base 1 to 1689 and encodes 562 amino acids. The record is from RefSeq and is a predicted model, not a curated record.